This is a messenger RNA of Esox lucius (northern pike), 2291 nucleotides long. RefSeq names its product ATPase Na+/K+ transporting subunit beta 1a (gene atp1b1a). Lineage: Eukaryota; Metazoa; Chordata; Actinopteri; Esociformes; Esocidae. The transcript has 6 exons. Gene Ontology annotation, biological process: potassium ion import across plasma membrane; sodium ion export across plasma membrane; intracellular sodium ion homeostasis. Gene Ontology annotation, molecular function: ATPase activator activity. Gene Ontology annotation, cellular component: sodium:potassium-exchanging ATPase complex. Bases 141 to 1052 code for a protein of 303 amino acids. The record is from RefSeq and is a predicted model, not a curated record.
AUUGUGUGGGGUACAAUAGAGAGAGCCGGGUACGACACUGUCCUUUACUAUUCUGUACUGGGUACAAUACUGCAGUCGUUGUACCUAAGCCCAUUAGAAAACAUUAAUUGAAAGGGGGAAUUAAAAGCAAGCAAAAAACAAUGUCGGCAAAUAAGGAAGGAGACGGAGGUUGGAAGAGCUUUCUUUGGAAUUCGGAAAGGAAGGAAUUUUUAGGACGCACAGGCAGCAGUUGGUUUAAAAUCUUCCUCUUCUAUCUGAUUUUCUACGGGUGCCUGGCGGGGAUUUUCAUUGGGACCAUCCAGGCCCUGCUGUUAACCCUUAGUGACUACAAACCCACCUACCAGGACAGAGUCGCUCCACCAGGUUUAUCACACACCCCACGCUCCGAGAAGUUUGAGAUCUCUUACAACCUCAACGAUCCCCAGACCUAUGUGAAGUAUGUCAAGAGCAUCAGCACUUUCCUGGACACGUACAGCGAUGAGAGACAGGAGGAGAAGGCCAAGUUUGAAGACUGCGGAGACGUCCCUCGUACGUACACUGAGCGUGGCGACCUGGACAGUGAAAACGGGGUGAGGAUGGCCUGCAGAUUCAAGCGCUCCUGGCUCGGUGAAUGCGCUGGUCUGGCAAAUGAUGACACCUACGGGUUCAAGACUGGGGAGCCCUGCCUGAUCGCCAAGCUCAACAGGAUCGUCAACUUCAGACCGAGGCCUCCAACAAGCAAUGCCUCAAUUCCUGAAGCCGGAAUGGUCAGAGUCCAGCCCAACGUCAUUCCCAUCCAUUGCCAGAAUAAGAGAGAGGAGGACGCCAAUAAGAUUGGUGAGAUCCGCUACUUUGGCCUGGGCAAUGGGUUCCCCCUCCAGUACUACCCCUACUAUGGCAAGCUGCUGCACCCCCAGUACCUGCAACCCCUGGUGGCCAUCAAGUUUACCAACCUCACGUUCAACGAGGAGCUGCGCCUUGAGUGCAAAGUAUAUGGAGCGAACAUUGACUACAGCGAGAAAGAUCGCUACCAAGGACGCUUUGACGUUAAAUUCACAAUCAGCAAUUCAUGACCUCAGCUAUGAAAAUAGCACUUUUCUCUGCCCCCCCCCCCCCCCCCCCCCCCCCAUAAAAAAUACCAAGUUAAUUAAAAAAAAAAAGAGAAAUAAAAACACGACUAGUCUUGGAACAAACUUUCAUAACAUACGGGACCUACACUUAAUCUGUGUGCUUUACACUAGCUUUUCUGCAUAAUGUCUAGGGUUAGAAUGUAAAUUACAGGAAGAGUAGCAAUAGCAAAAAUAUUUAUUCUACUGUAAAUGAGAAUAUUCCUCGAGCCAUGGGACAUGUUCAUAUAUUACUGUAAAUUGCAAUUCCACUACUGAUAUGUAGCGAGCAGUGUUUCUGUCCCCUUAAGUAUUUCUGCCUAAUGUGGUUUCUAUAUACUUCUGGAGUGUCCAGCACAGUAGUCGCAUACUAUGGUCCUUUCCAAGCCAUGUUGUACUUCCUGUUGUCUUAUGUCAGUAAACCUAGUGGUCCAAGGUGUAGGUGUGUGUGUGUGUGUGUGUGUGUGCGCGCGAACGUAUGUGUACAUACGUGUUUGUUUGUGUGUGUGUGUGUUCUCUUACUAACUGAAAAUAUUGGCAUGGUACGCUCUGAUUGGUCUCUAGGUCCCUGUAUGAGUAAAUGACUGCACUCCGUGGAACCCUCUUCAUUCUGUCUUCUUGUGUUGAUUGUGGGAGAAUAGUUCUACAUCACUUAUGUGUGUCUUUUUGGAUCACCUUAAAAUAUGGGACAGAGGGUUUAAUGACAUUUCAGUUUGAUGCUUCUUCUUCCUACUGUCCACCUCUCCUCGUUUUGUGGCGUAGAGUUUGCUAGCUAGCUGUGUACUGUUUUCAUCAACAGGCAGAGGAGACUAGCUGCCUUUGUCCUUUACGGAAACACUGAAGGCAACUCAGUGCUUUUAAAACAAAUGUUUUUUUUGUUGUUUUUUUUUUUUUUGCUGGAGACAUCACGUGAUGUGGUGUAACUUUCUAAUGAAUGUUUUAGCCAUUUUCAUGGUGGAAGAAUUUUAUAUUUAUGCAGUUGUACAAUUUUUUUUCACAGGAAAAAGUUUAAUGUAUGAAUCCAAUACCAAAGUCACUGGUGAAAGGUUAAAAUAUCAGAAGCAAUGCAGUACCCCUUCUAGUAGGAUGUUUAGUUGGUGUAAAAGUACUUAAUGUUGAACAUCAGAACACUUUCAGGAGUCCAUCUGCCCGUGUCAUUUUAUUUAAUCUGGGUAAGACCUAAAGAAAAAUAAAUGGAGAAAUGAU